Spodoptera frugiperda (fall armyworm) is the source of this 2093-nucleotide messenger RNA. Its product is annotated as phenoloxidase-activating factor 2-like. The record is from RefSeq and is a predicted model, not a curated record. Bases 184 to 1932 code for a protein of 582 amino acids. The transcript has a single exon. Gene Ontology annotation, molecular function: serine-type endopeptidase activity. Gene Ontology annotation, biological process: proteolysis. Lineage: Eukaryota; Metazoa; Arthropoda; Insecta; Lepidoptera; Noctuidae.
AACCGGGUCUAUUAAAAAUGGCCACCACAUAAUCUUCGACUGCACUGUGUAUCCAUCCAGUUCACGCUGACACCCAUCCGCGAUACUCGUAGAACGAGGAAAAUAACAUAAUUAAUAUAAAAACCCGCAUCGUAAUAUCUUGUGUUUAUUUAGAAAAGUGGCGUUCGAUACAAAGUACUCAAAAUGUUAAAAAUACUACCGUUUUGUAUACUAUUUGCGGCAGCGUUUUGUGAAAAAGAUAAAAUUGACACCCUAUUAGAUGAAAUUUUCGGACCAUCAGCUGCUACGGUUACUCAAGAGCCUAAUCAACCAGCAGAAAUCGAAAAGUGCAAAACAUACGAUGGAUUGGAAGGAGAAUGCGUUGCUUAUUACCUCUGCAAUGUUACCAACACAAAUACUGAACCAAUAAUCGAUAUUCAGGUCCGCGACAGUGAUUGUUCAUCUUACAUAGACGUUUGUUGUCACAAAUCACAUAAAUUUUCUGAAGACCACUACAAAACUUUAAUAAAACGAUCACCUUUUAAUGAAGUGAAAGAAAAAUUGGCUGAAAAGGCUGCAGCAGAAGAUUCUACACCACCUGUACCAGCUGAUACAAGUAAAGGUGACGUUGUAUGUAAAGCAAAGAAUGGUAAACAAGGUAAAUGCGUGCCUUACUAUCUCUGCAAUCCUUCCAUUGGUUCAGGCAAAGGUGAUGACGAUUUCAGUGAGAACAAUUGUCCUUCCUACAUAGAAGUCUGUUGCAAAGAAGCUGAUACAUUAUCUUUAGAUCAUUUCAAAUCUAGACGUAAACGGUCGCCUUACAAUAAUGUUAAGGAAAAUCAAGAUUCUGGCAGUACAAAUAUUACUGCAGUUAAAAAUAAUACACAGGAGGCUGGAGUGACAUCAGUUCAAUCGAUUCGUGAAGUUUGUAAGACUGAGGGAGGUAGGCAAGGAGAGUGUGUGCCUUAUUAUUUAUGCAAAACUAACAAUACUGCAAAUAGUGCUGGGCAGAUUGAUAUAGCAGCUGCCAGUGAACAUUCUUGUUCUUCAUACAUGGAUGUUUGUUGCGAGACAAUUGACAAAUUGUCUUAUAAGCCAGUGGAGCGCAAAGGUUGUGGAUGGGCGAACCCUGCUGGUCUAAAAUUAACAAAUCAAGAGCCAACAGGAGAAACGAGAUUUGGAGAAUUCCCUUGGAUGGUUGCUAUUUUUGAAAAAGUUCUCCUACUAGAGAAUGAUCCAGAUAGUCCGAAACUCAACAAAUACAUCGGCGGAGGCUCUCUAAUACACCCAAGUGUGGUUCUAACAGUAGCACACAACGUUCAUAACAAAACAGAUGUUAAAAUCAGAGCAGGAGAAUGGGAUACACGUUCAGUACAAGAACCCUACCCAUACCAAGACAGAGAUGUGGUUACAAUCGAAAUACACAAGGACUUUAUAAGAAAAGUAUUAUUCUACGACAUAGCUUUACUGUUUCUCGCUAAACCAGUAGAACUUGCUCCGAAUGUUGGUGUCAUUUGUUUGCCAGCGCCGCGUGUCCAACAAGAGGACGGUACGCGUUGCUUAGCAACUGGUUGGGGCAAGGACAAGUUUGAUAAAGAAGGUCGUUAUUCCACUGUACUAAAAAAAGUUGGUUUACCAGUUGUAAGUCAUGGUAAAUGUGAGGAUGUACUUCGAAGGAAUACUUCUCUUGGAGAAGUGUUUAGCUUGCAUUCAACAUUUAUGUGUGCGGGUGGUGAGAAAGAUAAGGACACUUGUACUGGUGAUGGUGGAAGUCCACUAUCUUGUCCUGUGGACUCAGAUCGGUUCGUUCAAAGUGGUAUGGUUGCUUGGGGUGUCGGGUGCGGGAAAGAUGGCAUCCCUGGCGUUUAUGUAGAUGUGUCAACCCUAAGAGACUGGAUAGACGACAAGGUUAUCGGCAAGGGCUAUGACCCUAAAGUUUAUACUUAUGUGUAAUAGUGAAGUGAUGUUUUAAAUGCGGAAUUUUCGAAUAUGUAUUUGAUUUCAUUAAAAUAGACAAUGGUUCGUCUUUUUUCGUGAUUUUUAUCAAGCGAAGGAUAAUUCUUGCAAUACUUUGUAUUUAAUUGUAAAAUUGUGAAUAAAUGAUAAGUUCAUCA